UUAAUGUAUUCAGUUGUAGGUUGAGAGUCAGUGAGGAUGGCGGCGCCUUGGACGGAUAAGAUACUGGACUCCCACUGUCACCUGUUUGAGCUUAAGCGGUUCCAAUACCCGUGGCCAACACCCGACUUAUGUAUCUACCGGGACCACCAGCCUGAGGACCUGUGGGACGCCAUGGCCGACACCGGAGUUAAAGAUGUGGUGUUCGUGCAGUGCCUGAACGACUCCCCGGAGGAAGCCAAGUGGGUGAUGAGCCUGGCCAAGCAACAUCCUCGCAUCAAGGGCAUUGUGGCUGGUCUUGACCCCUCUCAUCCUCAGUUUGAGAGCCGCCUGGUGGCACUGAAGGAGGAGGUACCGUUGCUGGUGGGAUUCCGGCAUAUCCUGGACAUUGACCCUCGCCAAGACUACCUGGAGCGGGAGGAGCUCGCCGCCGGGGUCAACCUCCUCCACAAGUACAACAUGACCUUCGACCUCCUCCUCAGGCCCCCGCUUCUGGAGGGUGCAGGUGUGCUGGCUAGCCGGGUGUCAGGGACAAGGAUGGUGGUGGAUCACCUUGCUAAGCCCUACAUUGCUGAGGGUAAGCUCGACCCUUGGCGGGAGCACAUCGCCGCCGUGGCCAGAUACCCCAACAUAUACUGCAAGCUGUCAAGUAUGGCCACUGAGGCUGACUUGGAGAAGUGGAAAGACCUCCGUCCUUAUGUGGAGGCGAGUGGUGUAGGUGAAGGAAAAGGUGGCUGUGUAGCCAUAUAUGAAGAUGUAGAUGCAGGUGUAUGUGGAGUUGUAGGUAGAAAUGAUUUUGGUGGAGGUGUAGGUGGAAGCGAAGGUGGAGAUGUAAGUAAAGGCGUAGGUAGAAGUGUAGGUAGAGUUGCAUGGAGGAAAUUCCACCUGACGAUUUUCCAGUACACACACAUGUUAAAGGUGUUUGGGCCUGACCGCCUCAUGUUCGGGUCCGAUUGGCCCGUGUGUAGGUUGGCUGCCAACACUGACUACGGCCGCGUGUUCUCUGCUCUGAAGGAGCUCCUCCAGCAUCUCCCUGACCACCAGCAGAAGAAGAUCUUCUGCACCAACGCUAGAAACUUCUACAACAUACAGUAACAACACCACGAACUUCUACAACAUGCAAUAGCAACGUCAGGAUUCUCCAUUUGGUUUUCAACCUACUGUAGAGUACGAAUAUUUAUUUAAAUAAUGAAGACAAUUGUACUAAUGAAUUGGCAACUCAACUACAACCACAGCUGCCACAAGAUUCUCACAUCAAAUUUUCAUUAUUUAAACAAAUAUUCGAACAUUUGGAAACUUCUCAUGACCUUAAAUAACAAUGAAUA
This is a messenger RNA of Homarus americanus (American lobster), 1322 nucleotides long. RefSeq lists its product as uncharacterized. The coding region runs from base 37 to 1092 and encodes 351 amino acids. The record is from RefSeq and is a predicted model, not a curated record. Gene Ontology annotation, molecular function: hydrolase activity. The transcript is spliced from 7 exons. NCBI's taxonomy places the organism in Eukaryota, Metazoa, Arthropoda, Malacostraca, Decapoda, Nephropidae.